CAGCAAAAGCAUAUGCAUCCGUUUUUUCGCCAUUCUAGUUCAACAGUAGCAAGGGGUGUUUGCCCAUUUCACAAAUGUAAUUAACUCGUGACAGUCGCGUGCCGUGCAUCGCGCAGUGUGGGUGAUAUUGGAGGCGAGGAUUUUCUCGAUAUUGGGGGUGGAUUUUAUAACAAUACUCGGUGUGUUUGUGUUUGAAUAGCGCUCGUCAAUUAAAGGGGGUGUUGAACGAAUUUGAAAUUGGCUCAUUUUGUGGGCUGUUCGGAAAGUUAAGUGAACGCUUGAAGGAAUGUGAAAAUUUAAUCAACACGGAAAAGUUCAAGAGGUCAACCGUCCGCGGAAAAAAUCUAUUUUCGUUCCACUUACUUGACUUCGAAGGAAACGGUCAAGUUUAGAAAAACGAUGCGUAUGGCAUAGCAGAAAAAAAUCAGUUUGCGUUAAUUCAAUUAGCAGCAUAUAAGACAUCACCCUUGAACGUUGGUGUCUAAAUUAGAAAAACUGUUCACAUCGAUGAGUCAAUGUGUUAAGUUAGUGUUGCCCCAAUAUGAAACUUCCGGAAUGGAUGAAACGUGGCCCCAAAUCAAAUGUGGGCGUAAAAAGUCUGAAGAAAUCAAACAGUGUUAACAGUUAUCGUGGUUCGCACCGUCACCACAGGCAGUCUAGUACAUCUUCCUCGAAAGGAAAGCGAAAACGGAAUUCGUAUGUGUCUUCUUCGAUAACAACGAAGAAUUUCUAUCCCGUUGAACAUUUCUUCAAGUCUGGUCCAGAUAACAACGGCUUUUACAAUCAACAUGCGAACACGCUUCCAGCCAACAUGAAUGGGUACAAUUACCGCAAUCAACUUUAUCCACCGAAAACGCCUGAUGGGCGUCUAUACGGCAACACAUUAGCCACCUCUACGUAUGAAAAUCUCAAAUACGCUGACUUGUCUAGACCAGUUAUGAACGGCAUGCAGUACAUGCAACAUCAACAGCAGCAGCAUCGCGAUUUUCUUCUCAACAAUCAAAAUGCGAACCUCGAACAAAGAAGAUACAACGAUUAUCAACAACACCAUGUGGUGACGGGCGCCAAUCCGAUAUCAACUAUGACGAUAGAUCGAAGAUUUACGCCCACUUUCCGGGCGGCCAAUGACAAUCAUCUCAGUACUCUACCGAGAGCGAAUCAGGCCCAAUUUGGUGACCACUGGGACACUUGGAAGUACAAUCAGCAACGAAAAUGGUCUCUAUCGGACAAGCGAUCUAUGAUCGGUUCACCACCGCAUGAAAGCCUCAAUCACAUGGAGCCGGGGCAGUUCUCUGCUGGAGCUCAGUUGAGUCAUAAGCAGAGACAAAUUAUCCCAACUGCGGCUACCGGAAUAUGUGUCAGCAGAAAUGACAGCUUCAGGCGGUACAAGAUACCUUCGCCAGCAGCAAUUUUAGAUAUGAUCAAUGAUAAAUACAUAAGCAGCAAAAGGAAAUCAAAGAGCGAGCGGACGUCAUGGGACUACAGCACUGUGACACUGUCACGAGUACCCGGAUAUGGGUUCGGAAUAGCAGUGUCCGGCGGACGGGAUAACCCACACUUUGCCAACGGUGACCCAUCGAUAGCGGUGAGCGAUGUGCUGAAGCAUGGUCCAGCGGAGGGGCAACUACAGGUUAACGAUCGGAUAAUUUCGGUCAAUGGAAUCUCGCUGGAGAACGUCGAGUACGCGACGGCCGUACAAGUGCUGCGUGAUAGUGGCAACACGGUAACGCUAGUGGUGAAACGACGGGUACCGAAUCAUAGCUUAAUGCAACCCACGGGCGGUAACGUCGUGCCCAGUGGGGUGGGUGGCAACUCUCAUCAGCACCAGCAUAGUCUCAGCUCCACCGGGCUAGGGUUGGGUGCAUUAGGAAAUAAUGGAUCUCAACAGCAAAUCAAAGUGAUUGUUACGAAAGCGAGCAAGAAAGAUGAUUUCGGCAUCGUUUUAGGAUGUAGAUUAUUUAUUAAGGAAAUUUCGUCCAAGACGAAAGAUCAGCUAGCUGCCAACGGUUAUUCAUUGCAAGAGGGCGACCUUGUAACAAGGAUACACAAUACCAACUGUAACGACUCGAUGAGUUUAAAGGAAGCGAAAAAGAUCAUCGACGGUUGCAAAGAACGAUUAACGCUAGCCGUGCUGCGGGACUCCACCAGUGCCACGUUGAACGCAGGUCUCGGUGGUGGAACCAGCUCCGGCAUGCAAUCGCCUGUCUAUUCCCAUACAGCUCAAGUGUCAAACUGUAGCAAUAUGGAUGAAAACUAUCUUAACGGAACCGGAGGAUACUCCGGACAGAACCUGUAUGUUCAACCGCCUACCAGACCUUCUGCCAUGAGUACGUUACUAGUAGAUGAUAAAAGCAAUCUGACGCCACGGGGAAGAUCACGAGGUCCACUAACAGAUAUUUCUUUACAACAAUUAGACAGACCCAGUACGCCUCCAGGGGCGACAAGUAGCAGAGUAGGUGAAGGAGCAGCGAGUGGGAGUGGACAUAGUCGAUCGCGUAGCACGGUUGAUGAGCCACCCCGACCACCUCCCCCACGAGGGGAGGACUUUUAUAGCACGAGACGGCCAUUGCAUGAUGAGAAGCCCACUUCGGAGCCCCGAUACAUCACAUUCCAGAAAGAAGGUUCCGUCGGUAUCCGUUUGUCCGGAGGCAACGAAGUGGGUAUUUUCGUCACAGCAGUCCAGCAGAAUAGUCCAGCGGCUGCUCAGGGACUUGUGCCGGGUGAUAAAAUUCUGAAAGUAAACGAUAUGGACAUGAACGGAGUUACCAGAGAGGAGGCAGUACUCUAUCUGCUCAGCCUGCAAGAUCGUAUCGAUCUGAUUGUACAGUACUGUAAGGAUGAAUAUGACAACAUCACCGCACAGCAACGAGGAGAUUCAUUUCAUAUAAAGACUCAUUUCCACUGCGAGAAUCCAUCGAAGGGAGAGCUAUCGUUCAAGGCAGGUGACGUUUUCCGGGUGAUAGAUACUUUGUACAACGGAGUAGUUGGUGCGUGGCAGGUUCUACGCAUCGGACAUGGUCAUCAAGAGUUGCAGCGUGGUGUGAUACCUAAUAAAGCGCGAGCGGAAGAGCUCGCAACGGCGCAGUUCAAUGCCACGAAGAAAGAGAUGAACGCUUCCGAAUCGAGGGUCAGUUUCUUCCGGAGGCGAAGAUCCACGCAUCGUCGUUCAAAGUCGUUAUCGAGGGAAAACUGGGACGAUGUCGUAUUCUCGGAUUCCAUAUCAAAGUUCCCUGCCUACGAACGAGUUGUUUUACGACAUCCUGGAUUCGUUCGCCCUGUUGUUUUGUUCGGACCGGUCGCCGACAUUGCCCGGGAAAGACUCGUCAAGGACUUCUCCGAUAAAUACACGGCUCCAUUGCAAGAUGAUGACAAGGGAUCGUCGAAAUGUGGCGGUAUUGUGCGACUAUCGAACAUCCGGGACAUCAUGGAUCGUGGCAAGCAUGCCCUCUUGGACAUCACACCCAACGCCGUGGAUCGGCUAAACUAUGCACAAUUCUAUCCGAUAGUCAUCUUCCUGAAAGCGGACACCAAACAUAGCAUCAAGCAGCUGCGACAUGGUUUGCCGAAAUCGCAGCAUAAAAGUAGUAAAAAAUUGUUUGAACAGUGCCAAAAACUCGAACGCCUGUGGUCUCAUGUGUUCAGCACUACGAUCAACCUGAACGAUCCGGAUACGUGGUACAGGAAACUGCGGGAUUCGAUCGAUCAGCAACAGAGCGGUGCUGUGUGGAUGUCCGAGACGAAGCCAGUAGAAUCCCUGUCCGAUGAUUUCCUAUUCCCCAUGACCACCUCUCGACUGUCCUACGCCUCAAGUCCGGAAUCGGACCUGGAACUGAGCCCGGGACCAUCGGCCUCAUUAUCAUUAGGCAACUUACCGCAAUUGGUGAAGUCAAGCUCUGACCCUUCGAUCGCCACUAAUCAGGAUAACUUGGAUAGGGAUAGAGAACUCGGUGACGGAAUGCCACCACCAUACACGAAUCCAUACGAUCACUCGGCUCACCCACGGCGGAUGACCGUAGACAACAAGUAUGGGUUUUCGGCAAAGGGCAAUAUAGGAGCACCGUUACCACCUGAAGAUGCCAUAUAUGGCUCAUCAAGGCCACCGCCUCCCAUACAACACAAUAGCUCCGUGGCGAGCCAUUUCGGUCCAGUUCCAGAUUUACCGCCCCGGAUAGACCGUGCAUCGAAGCCUCCAAAUACAACCACACCCAGCACCCCAGGUUCGUCGCUUCCGUCCAGAAACUCCAGUACCGGUGGUACACUUGGUCGAUCGGCCCAGGAACGGUUAUUCGGUAACAAAGCGUCCACAGACAACCUGGACCAAACGGCAGAUGAUUAUGCCACCCGAAGUCAGAUGCUCGGUCCUACCCCAGAGAAACGAGGCACCAUUACAAAUGGAUUGAGUUCUCUGGAACGAGCACAGAACUCAUCACUGGAUCGAACACGUUCCAGUCAGCCGCCACCACCAGGUAAUCCGACCACGCCGAACAAAGCGAACGGAUCAUACGAUAGUGUAUCGAGUUAUGAUUCGUACAACACAUCACAGCUGACGGCGCAGAAUAUGAGGUUAGGACCCAAUGCACCCGAUGAUCUUAAAUCGGUGCCGAAUGCUCGAAACGGCACCGGUUUGACACCAAACCAGUCAAACGUAUCGGACUAUAACCGCAGUGCAGGCAGUAAUGAUCUGCUUAUGACGCCUCCCAGAGGUGGACACAUUCAUCCAGAUAGGAACAAUUUUAAUGGUGCGCAUGAUCCACUAACGCCAAGGAACUCAGGAGAACGCCCAGGUGGCAUGAAUAUUCCUCAGCGUCCAUCGAAUUUGGCUCUUGAGAGUCCAAGAAAACAUAUCAUUGAAACCAAAACAGAUUAUGGAAAAUACAGCCGAAACAAUUCUGCCACACAAGCGGAUUACUCCAAGCCAAGCAAGGUUCCGCCUCCAAUGCUGGGAACUCCUCCGGCAAACGGAAACAACGGAAUGCCAUUUAAGCCAGUGCCACCGCCAAAACCUAAGAACUACCGUCCACCAAUCGGUGGCAGUAAUGGAGGUCCCGGUAACGGACCGAUGAGCUCCGGUCAAUGGGAUAAUGGGGAACCAAUAUCCCCACGAUCGCCGAAUGGAUUUUACUACCCAUCGAUGUCAUCACACUACCAACAGGGUGUGGCUCAUAACGUACCAAGUUCACCCAACAAUAGUCACAUGAUGCCUGGAGGUGGAAACCAUCCAUCGCAAAUGCAUCCCUAUGGCCAAUAUGGCGGAAAUGUCUACAAUGGAUACAACGGUACCAGCAAUGGUGCACAGUCACACUACAUGGGUAAUUCCGGCCGCGACAUGGGAAUGGGUCAUAACAAUGGUUAUAACAGUAACGCACAUCAUCCUUACGGAAAUAACUACAUGCAUAGAGGUAGCGGGGGCCCAAAUCAUGGAAUAGUUAAACCAUCCACAUCAGGUAACAUGGCAGCACUACACCCAUCGGAACGUCAUCCGCUCGAUUUGGCUGGCAGUCGGGAACAGAGAGGAUCGGCAUUCGAGUUAUACCGAAAACCUCAGCUUGGUACCGCCGGGCACCAUCAUAACAUACGCGAAAUGGAGCCGAUGAUGUCAAUACACGAGUUCAACCAACAUCAACAGAACCUUAUCUAUCAAGAACGUCUUCGCCAGCAGCAGCAGCAACCUCUCCCUCCAAUACCAGGAACAUCCGGUUAUGAUCCGUACGUACACAGAAAUAUGCCUCACCCCUCACUCCCACCGGAGCUUCCGGCCAAACCGCCGAGAAAGAAUAUUCUCAAAUCUCCCCUGAAAGCGAUCAAAAAUGCAUUUAUCAAAUCAACUAGACCAUUACGACGGCAAGUGAGUCUUGCCGAGGCUGACAAGAAGCUUCGACCUAUAUUGAAGCGGCAGCAUUCCAUGAUGGAUUCACGUUCCGCACGGAUCAUCGACACACGGUUCCAAGAGCCACCGUAUGAUCCACGACAGCAGUACUACGCACAGCAGUAUUACAAUGAUCCGAGGCAACAUAUGUCGCCACCACCACCGCCACAUCAUAUGCAGGAAUACCAACGGCAUGAGCCCUACUAUCCCAAAGAUCCGAAUAGCACCUACCAAAAUCUCGAAACUGAUUCCAUUUACGACAACUACGGUGGAGCAGGUGGAUACUACGACCGAGAACAGGAAAAUCUGUACGCAAACAGAGCUUUGAUUGAAUUGGAGCGCUCGCGACCGGCUCUAAUGCCAGGUUCAGGAUCAAACACGACUGGUCGAAGAAUAGUCCGUCGUCACAGCAUGGCUGAUCGUAGCGUUCCAUCGCCGAGCUUCAGCAAUCUAAACCGGAGGAGAAUGGGAUCCGAUAGAUACCGUUUGGAGAUGAACACGUCGUUGAACGACGAAUCCAUCUACCAGAGCAAAAGCGGUUCGUACAUGUACAAUGAAGCUCGCGAUCACGUCCGGCGCUCCACUGAUGAUCCCGUCUAUCAGAGCCGGAAGGAAAUGCACAGAGAUCAUCUUUACCAGAGCAAAAAACAAAUGCAAGAUCGUAUACAGCAAAGUAGGUUGGAGAUGGUUCAAACUCAACAGCAUGACCGUAGUAACUCACCGAGUACCUCAAGUCGCGUGAAGGAAGCAACUGAAUCAAGCUCAAGUUCUCCCAAUUCUCCGGCAAGUUCUACAUAUUCCACGCGAAAGGAAAUGAAGGAAAAAGGUAUCAAACCUCGCACGCAACUCAGAGAUCAAAUCUACCAAUCCAGACGGGAGGCCAUGGAAUCUAUGGCAGAGCCAGAGUAUUCUUCGAGAAGGGAACUCAAGCACGAACCAAUUUACGAAUCUAAAAACGAAGUUGAUGGUGCUUCCUCACUGGACUUGAGUAGUUUGCAAAUAAGUGAGAACAAAUUGGAGGAAAACAUUACUGAAGACGAUUCCGUCAAUAGAACGGUUGUCAACGAGUCAGACCAUGUUGAAGCUACCGAGAUGAACUCCGAUAAUGACGAAACGACCAAGGCGCCUUUGGCAAUAUCGGAGGACGACGAUGAUGAUGACACUCUCACUAGAACAAACGAGUCCGACCUUCAGAAAGCGGCCGCUGUCGCCAGUCAGAUAAAAAUCACCUCACCUAUCAAUGCACGUUCAACACACAUUUCAAACUUUUUGAAACGUACGGCUCCUCUGUCGGCACCGCCAGCUUUUCAACCUCCUCCACCACCUGUAUCCACAACUGACAGCCCCACAACCAGCUCAAAUAUACCACCGGAAGUCUACAACAGCCGCACCUCGAUGGAAACUCAGUAUACCUCGCAAAUGAGUCUUCCGAUAGGGCCCCCGAACGCUCACAGCACACCAUUUGCAAGUGAAAUGUCUCUGGGCCUUCCGCCUCCGAGGCAACCCAUUACUCGACGAGGACUCUUUGACUCUUCCGGCGGUAUCCUGGCGGAUCCGAUUUGGAACGUAUCGCUUCAGAUUCCACCGGGAGCAAUCGCUCCCGGCCUCAAGCAGGAAAUCUACUUCACCGUAACUGAUCCACGACUGAGCGAAAGCGUUGGUGGACCGCCGUUGGACAUGGAAAACGGUGAAACAAUGCUUUCGCCGCUCGUUAUGUGCGGUCCCCAGGGAACGGAAUUCCUGCAACCGGUGACACUCAACAUUCCGCACUGUGCCGGCCGGACACCAUCGCUUGGAAUAUCAUUGAAGGCAACGGAUAGCGAGAAGCAUCUACAAACCGACUGGGACAACAUCGAACUGCCGAGCAAUGCCGCGGCCCAUACCGUAUCCGUCAAAGUGGACCAUUUCUAAGUACAUAUAUAGCUUUUAAGCCCUCCAACCAGAACGCACGUAAGUGAAUGCUUUUUUCAUAUAUAAGAUUAUUAGGAUUGUACAGCAGGUUAUUUUUGCAACUGUAUAGCGAAGCAAAUGUUUUAUGUGCCUUUAUUUUACUCAAACAAGCUUUUGUGCAACCGAGUGGCGAACGAACUUACACUGCUGCUAUAUUUAGGUGUUGCACAAACUCUACCAUUUGCCAUCAAACCAGUAUGACAUAUAUUGUAGCGAUUUAACGUAAAACUUUCAACAACAAAUUAUUCCCAUUGCCAUUGCGUAUCAAAUUUGUAUAUAUUUUCUAUAUUUUAUGGCUCGAUCAACAGGCUUGCUAUUUCCACUUUUAAACGAAUCUUGAAACCCCUUUAGUUCAUAUUCUUCGUUGAAACCUGUAGAUCUUAUACGUCUACAUAGUUCGGGCGACAUCAUAAGCUGUAAAAAUGUAAGACAGACUCAAAUUUUUCUUUUAUAGCAUGCCUAGGGUGUAGGAGAAAUUUCAGUAGAAAUGCAAUAUAUUCUUGUAAAUUUCAUUUUCAAAAUGCUCCGAAAAGUGUUGAAUAAAAUUAUUUUCUGAAAAACA
Molecule: messenger RNA, 8378 nt
Organism: Ochlerotatus camptorhynchus
Lineage: Eukaryota; Metazoa; Arthropoda; Insecta; Diptera; Culicidae
Gene: pyd
Product: polychaetoid
Exons: 14
Coding region: 542-7777 (2411 amino acids)
Biological process (GO): regulation of apoptotic process; protein localization to cell-cell junction; cell-cell junction organization
Cellular component (GO): bicellular tight junction; plasma membrane
Molecular function (GO): cell adhesion molecule binding
Source: RefSeq, a predicted model, not a curated record